Molecule: messenger RNA, 3255 nt
Organism: Bemisia tabaci
Lineage: Eukaryota; Metazoa; Arthropoda; Insecta; Hemiptera; Aleyrodidae
Product: damage-control phosphatase ARMT1
Biological process (GO): DNA damage response
Cellular component (GO): nucleus
Molecular function (GO): phosphatase activity
Source: RefSeq, a predicted model, not a curated record
UACGGUUUUUGGUCACACAGUCAGCCAGUCAGUCUCAGUCUCUCAGUCCGACACCAGUGUUUGUGGAAGUAGGGUGCUUAUAGUGGAACAGGUAAUCCCAGACCGGCUUGCCUACAAAUUGCCUUUGAAUAGUUCCUCAGUUGACACAGAAUAGAUAUUGAUCGCUCGAAAUGUAUCUCCAGAAGUGUGUCGAUUUACCGCCUCAAAAGAAUAAGCCCCUUUCUGCAAAAUACAUCAGGAGCUUUGCCUUUCCAUCGAUGAAGGACAGAACACCAAUCAUCUUAACCAAAGUAAUAGAUCAGUUAUCAAGAGAUAAAGAAGCCCUCAUUGAUAAACAUGGAAAGGAAGCCAAGGAAGAUAUCAAGACUGUUAUCAACAAAUUAUCAAAACUGAAGAAUGAAAUGACAACCAACAAGUCCUUUACAGACAUUACCUCCGACAGACCUGAUGCUAAAAUCUGGAAUGCUGAACUAAUCAAGAGAAGUUUUCCUGAUGGCACUCCCCCUAAUUGGUUUGAAAGUGACUGGUUGUAUGCCGAGUGUUACUUUUAUAGAAGACUGAAAGAGGCCCUAGAGCAGAGCACUUACUUGCAAAAUUAUGAUCCUUUCCUGGAAUGCAAAGUGGAAUCGUUCGUCAAUUCAAAAGGAGCAAUAAUCGCUCUUGGAGAGCAUCUUAACUCAGUCCUCAAGAAGGUUAAUACGCUAUCUCAAGAAGAAAUCCGCAAAUUCUUAAUUCUCUACCUUAAGGCAUCUCUUUGGGGUAAUCGAUGUGAUCUGUCCCUUUCUGGUGGAGAUGCAGUUAGUCCGGACAGUAACAUUUUAGCUCAAACCGAAAAACUAGAUAAGUUCAUUUUGGUUGAUAAGACUCCUCUUGUUUGGAAGACACUUAUGGAAAAGAAAGGCUACAAAAUCUUAGAUAUUGUCUUAGACAACGCUGGAUAUGAGCUUUUCACUGAUUUGAUCCUAGCAGACUAUCUGAUCUCAUCCAAAUUAGUGAAUAAAAUCAGAUUUCAUGCUAAAUCCCAACCAUGGUUUGUCUCUGAUGUCAACCCCUCUGAUUUUGAAUUUGUUCUGAAUGCUGUCACCAAUGAUCUCGAAGACAGCACACUAAAUGAUCUUGGCAAAAAAUGGAGAUCCUUCUUAAAUUCAGGAAUCUGGUCCCUCGAAGCCGAGCCUUUUUGGACAUACUUUUAUGACUUCGAUGCUAUGAAAGAAAACGAUCCAGAACUCUACGGUAAACUCGGUGAAGCUACGCUGGUUAUAUUCAAAGGUGACUUGAAUUACAGGAAGCUCAUGGCGGACAUCCAUUGGGAUCCAACAACCUCCUUCCGAGAGGCACUGCAGAGCUUCCACCCAACCAACCUCCUCUCACUACGAACAGUUAAAGCUGACCUCAUUUCUGGCCUAAAACCGGGUGUUGCUGAAAAUCUCACCAAUAUCAAGCCUGAUUGGCUUCUCACAGGGGAAUAUGCCACAAUCCAAUUUGAUCCUUGUGAUGAUGAUGAAUGAACCCUGCCCUCUGUUAAAGCCUUCAGUAUGAUAGGUCAAAUCAAGUGUCAUAAUUUAAUUUCUUCAUGAAGUCAUUGGCCUCCGUAGUUAUGAGUGGAUGAAGCUCAAAGCCUGUAUGCUGAACAUUGACACAUCCAUCAAAGACGGACGUGAUUGGAUGCUUUUUCCAUUGGGCUUCUGCUCCAAUAUUAUUUCAAGAAGAUUGAUUCUGUGCCAUUGAAAAUAUUGAAAUGAACAUAAUUUUUUCAUGAACGGUCGUUGAAACUUGAUUAUAGUCUAUAUUAUUUACUCAAUAUGUGUUCAAAUUGAUUUAUCAGAGAGAGGCGUGAAUUUACCCUGUAUGAUAAGCAUAAAAAAGUUGUUUCUUGGCAUUAUUCAAUUAAAAUCAUGAAAAGACACAUUUUUUACUACUUUUUAGUUUUUCUGUUCAGUUGUCCUAAUUUGGUAAUAAAUUCUGUUGAUAUUUUUCCAAGUGCUCUUUCAUCUAAAUUGAGAAAAUUUGUAACGUUUUUCAAGGCAUUGUCUUUUCCCAUUCCAUAUUUUUCAUGUUCCAUCCUUAGCAUAAAUUUUAAUGGCAGCACAGGUCCACCUAUUUAUUCUAAGCAAAUGAACUUCUUCUGGGAAGUAUGCACAUUUUGUCACCCCUCUGAAGUAAGGGUGUAUCUCAAUUUCCACCUGAUCCCUGUUGAAAGUAUAAAUCUUUUCUUUCUGGGGCUCAUGCGGAAAUCGAGUUACGUCAUUACGCCAGAAGAGCGAUAAUUUGUUGGCAACUUACAACAUUAGGCAUGAUUGCAAGAAAGAAUAGAUUUGUGUGUUGAAAACGGAUCUAUCUGCUGAUUCAAAUGAUGAAAACUGAAGUUCUCACAGAGUUCUAAGAUUUCGUGUGAUAUUGAAAAGUGAUAAGCAUUUAUUUUUGUAGUUUUUUAUGUCUUAUUUGAGAGAAUCUAGUUUGCCUUCUACAUUGUCUUAAACCUAGCUGAUCGCUGUAGAAAGAUUUUGUUUUAAAUUUAUUGCCUAUUCCUCCGCAAAAAUUGGUUCCUAUCAAGUUUGAGAAUCUCCCAAAUUUGGGUUUUGUCCCUUUUCGUACCAAAAACUGUAUGUCAUUAGCUCCCAUGUUUUUAGGUUUUUAAGUCUUCAACUACUGUACUUUUGAAGUUUUAAUUUUCGUAAUGUACUCUAUGAUUGUGAUUUAUACAUCCUUUUUGUCUCUGUUAGUCCUUCUUUCAGCCUUUAAUCUAAGAGGAUGCCCAAAGCCAAGCUUGUCAACUUCAUUCUAAUGAGACUGGUGAUGAAAAAUAGCAGAGAUACUAGGAAAGUUUUCUCCUUCUGUUCCUCAUAGCAUGAUUUUAAAAAUUAUUGCUUAGGAAAUCUGAUUUUUUUUCUAGUUUUUCAGGCCAUUAAACAUUGAAUUAGUUCGUAAUGAAGUGAUUCCAAGAUAAUUCUCAGCUCAGUUAAACUUAUGUAGAUUGCCUGUGUACCUAUCUGAACUUGAAAGUAAGAAUGUUGUACUCGUCUCUUGCCCUGUAGUCUCAAAUCAUUGUCUUGGUGUCUGCAAAAUUAUUCUGAGUGCAAUGCCAGACCUUUUGUCUCCUCCUAAAAGUUUGUCAGUAUUCUUAAAGCAUAAUGAGGAAAGUAAGGUUGUUCUGCGAUUUUAAAAUGUACAUAAGGUUCUACCAAUUCUGAAUUAAUAAUUCCUCUUUAAGUUCUUUCAUAAUCAAACAUCAAUAAAAGUAAAUUUAUUCAGAUA